AUGUUCCUCAGCACCGGCUCCAGUGGGCUCUACAAGGCACCUCUAUCUAAGAGUCUUUUACUGGUCCCCAGUGCCCUGUCUCUUUUGCUGACUCUACUCCUGCCACACUGUCAGAGGUUCUUCCUGUAUGACCUCCAAGCAGUCAAGGAUGACUUCCAGAUUUGGAGGCUGAUAUGUGGAAGAAUAAUUUGCCUUGAUUUGAAAGAUAGUUUCUGCAGUAGUCUGCUUAUUUAUAAUUUUAGGAUAUUUGAAAGAAGAUAUGGAAGCAGAAAGUUUGCAUCCUUUUUGCUGGGUUCCUGGGUUUUGUCAGCCUUGGUUGACUUCAUCCUUGUUGAAGCUAUGUGGUAUCUCUUUGGUAUUACUGCAUCCAGGAACUUGCCGUCUGGAUUCUUGGCACCUGUGUUUGCUCUGUUUGUACCAUUUUACUGCUCCAUACCGAGAGUCCAAGUGGCAAAUGUUCUGGGCCCGUUGUCCAUCACAAACAAGACAUUGAUUUAUAUAUUGGGACUGCAGCUUUUCACCUCUGGUUCCUACAUCUGGAUUGUAGCCAUAAGUGGACUUAUUUCCGGUAUCUGCUACAACAGCAAAAUACUACAAGUCCAUCAAGUGCUGUACAUCCCAAGCUGGAUGGCAAAGUUCUGUUCUUGGACGCUUGAGCCCAUCUUCUCAUCUUCAGAACCUACCACCGAAGCCAGAGUCGGGAUGGGGGCCACAGUAGACAUCCAGAGGCAGCAGAGAAUGGAACUGCUCGAUCGGCAACUGAUGCUUUCGCAGUUUGCACAAGCGAGGCGACAAAGACAGCAGCAGGGAGGAAUGAUCAACUGGAAUCGACUUUUCCCUCCUUUACGUCAACGACGAAAUAUAAACUAUCAGGAAGGUCGGCGGUCUGAACAACAAGCAUCCCCUCCUCUAGAGGUUUCUGAGGAACAGGUUGCCCGGCUCAUGGAGAUGGGAUUUUCCAGAGGUGACGCUUUGGAAGCCCUGAGAGCUUCGAACAAUGACCUGAAUGUGGCCACCAACUUCCUGCUGCAGCACUGA
Molecule: messenger RNA, 1038 nt
Organism: Pipistrellus nathusii (Nathusius's pipistrelle)
Lineage: Eukaryota; Metazoa; Chordata; Mammalia; Chiroptera; Vespertilionidae
Source: the annotation of a GenBank genome assembly